Zingiber officinale is the source of this 1187-nucleotide messenger RNA. RefSeq names its product aquaporin PIP2-4. NCBI's taxonomy places the organism in Eukaryota, Viridiplantae, Streptophyta, Magnoliopsida, Zingiberales, Zingiberaceae. Gene Ontology annotation, molecular function: water channel activity. Gene Ontology annotation, cellular component: plasma membrane. Gene Ontology annotation, biological process: transmembrane transport. Bases 106 to 969 code for a protein of 287 amino acids. The transcript is spliced from 3 exons. The record is from RefSeq and is a predicted model, not a curated record.
UCCCUCUUCCAACCCACACCGCACUAGUGAGCUUACAUAAUCCUUAGAUUCCUCCCUGAUCUGCUCUCAUCCAGAUCGAGAGCUCGGCUUGUCCAGCAAUUAAUCAUGGCGAAGGACGUUGAAGGGACGGAGCAAGCGGAGUACAGCGCCAAGGACUACACCGACCCACCGCCGGCGCCGCUGAUCGACGCGGAGGAGCUCACCAAGUGGUCGCUCUACCGCGCCGUCAUCGCCGAGUUCAUCGCCACCUUGCUCUUCCUCUACGUCACCGUCCUCACCGUCAUCGGGUACAAACACCAGUCCGACACCCAGAUCAACAACCCCGACGCGGAGUGUAACGGCGUCGGCGUGCUCGGCAUCGCCUGGGCCUUCGGCGGCAUGAUCUUCAUCCUGGUUUACUGCACCGCCGGCAUCUCCGGUGGGCAUAUAAAUCCGGCGGUGACGUUGGGACUGUUCCUGGCGCGAAAGGUUUCGCUGGUGCGGGCGCUGCUGUACAUAAUAGCGCAGUGCCUGGGGGCCAUCUGCGGGGUGGGGCUGGUGAAGGGAUUCCAGCGAUCGUUCUACGUGCGCUACGGAGGCGGCGCCAACGAGCUUCAACCCGGGUACUCCAAGGGCACCGGCCUCGGCGCAGAGAUCAUCGGCACCUUCGUCCUCGUUUAUACUGUCUUCUCGGCCACCGACCCCAAGCGCAGCGCCCGCGACUCCCACGUCCCGGUUUUGGCUCCGCUUCCGAUUGGGUUCGCGGUGUUCAUGGUACACCUGGCGACGAUUCCGAUCACCGGAACAGGCAUUAACCCGGCCAGGAGUUUCGGAGCCGCAGUCAUCUACAACAAGGACAAGGCUUGGGACGACCAGUGGAUCUUCUGGGUGGGACCAGUCAUCGGAGCUGCGAUCGCAGCGGCCUAUCACCAGUACAUUUUGAGGGCGAGCGGUGCCAAGGCUUUGGGUUCUUUCCGCAGCAACGCUUGAAAUCGAUCGUCUAUCUCAGUGUUGAUCGAGUAUGGAAUUGUUUAGAUAAGAAAAUAAUAAAAUAUGGGGGGAAAACAAAGUCAAAUGGUUUCGUUCUCAUGACAAUUCCGUUUCAGCUGCAUCGAAGCAGACAUUCUGAGUGUUGCGAUUUGUGUGUGUACUCGAUCGUUGUUGUAUCCUCGUUUAUUUAAGAUGCAUCAAGUGUUUCAUUUUUCGUA